AUGUUACUUGCUGCAACCAACUGACCUUAAGAACUCGAUGAAGCAAUCCUCCGGAGGCUUCCUCAGGCCUUUGAAAUUGGGAUACCUGAUCAAAGAGAGAGGGCUGAGAUCUUGAAGGUUGUUUUGAAAGGGGAGAAAAUCAAAAGCAAAAUUGACUUUGACUGUAUAGCAAUUUUGUGUAAGGGCUACACUGGUUCAGAUCUUCUUGAACCUUGCAAGAAAGUAGCUUAUUUUCCUAUUAGGGACCUAUUGGAUGAGGAGAACAAAGGGGAAAAAUCUAGUGUUCCAAGGCCAUUGUCCCAAUCAGACUUGCAGAGAGUUCAUGGCACACCAACCAAGACUAGGUCAAGCUCUCAUUCACCUGGGUGGCCAAGGCAGUCAGAUGACUAUCAGGUUGAAGCCACAACUAAUGAACUCUCUAAACUCGUAGUAUCUCAAAUCUUGAAUCUUCAGUUGGAUAAUCAGGACCCUUGAAAUAUUCAUCUGUUUUUUUCUUAAUAUGAGGCCAAGAGAAAUUGUAUUUUAAAUUAU
Messenger RNA from Populus trichocarpa (black cottonwood), 531 nucleotides. RefSeq lists its product as uncharacterized. Gene Ontology annotation, cellular component: mitochondrial outer membrane. The transcript has 2 exons. The record is from RefSeq and is a predicted model, not a curated record. NCBI's taxonomy places the organism in Eukaryota, Viridiplantae, Streptophyta, Magnoliopsida, Malpighiales, Salicaceae.